AUGGAUUCCAGUGAUGUAACAGUUCAAGAACUCAGUUUGGUCUGAAGACUGGCAAAUUACCGGGUCAGCGGUGAGUGGGGAGGAGGGUGGUUGAAGGCAGCGGAAUGUCUCCAUCAUAGGCCCCGUUGCUCGUUUGGGUACCGAAUGCCGAACAGAAGGAGUCAUGGACUGAUCCUAGGGCUGGAGGCUCGGAAGCAUGGCUUCGGUGCAAUCCUUCAGUCAUAUUUUAUUUUUCCCUCCUAUAUACUGUGAGCGACAACCUACACAAUGGCGGCUGUACGGCGUUUGCAGCAGACUAUCUCCCAUGUUCAACCAGCACAGCCAAAGGAACAACUUUCGAUUGUUUAUGGUCCUACACAACCAGCGCUUCUAGAUAUUACGCUCGGAGAGCUUCUAACCCUCCAAAGUAUCCGAUAUGGUGACUACGAGUGCUUGGUGUUCCCCUGGACAGGUGCUCGAUGGACUUACGCGGAUUUGAGUGACGAGGCGGACAGGGUGGCCCGCGGUCUGCUGGCGAUGGGAAUUCAGAAAGGCGAUCGGAUAGGCAUUAUGGCCGGUAACUGCGAACAAUAUAUUUCGGUCUUCUUUGCUGCUGCCCGCGUUGGGGCCAUCCUGGUGGUGCUCAACAACACAUACACCCCCUCGGAGUUAUACUACGCCUUGGACCAUACCGACUGUCGAUUAUUAUUCCUGACACCCCGCAUUGGUCGACAUUCGCUGGAAGAUGUUCUGGCAAAAUUGGGCCCUCAACCCAAGCGGAAAGGAUCAUCGACUGCACUGGAGGAGAUCGUCAUUCUGCGGGGAGCAUACCAGAACUUUGGAACCUACGAUGGCCUUGUUCAGCGUGGCUUGCCUCUCUCUACGAAUGCAUUGUUGGAUCGACAGGCUGAGUUGACUCCCGACGAUGUCUGCAACCUGCAGUUUACCAGCGGCUCGACGGGAAACCCCAAGGCCGCCAUGUUGACGCACCACAACCUGGUGAACAACUCACGCUUCAUCGGUGACCGUAUGAGUCUUACGUCUUUCGAUAUUCUAUGCUGCCCUCCGCCCUUGUUCCAUUGCUUUGGACUGGUGCUGGGCAUGUUGGCUGUUGUUACUCAUGGGUCGAAGAUCGUCUUCCCCGGUGAAACCUUCGAUCCCCAGGCCGUUCUCCACGCGAUCUCGGAUGAGAAGUGUACAGCUCUCCACGGCGUGCCGACCAUGUUCGAAGCGAUCCUGAGCCUCCCCAAGCCCCCGAACUUCGAUACCCGUAACCUGCGCACGGGAAUUAUCGCCGGAGCACCUGUCCCUCGUCCAUUGAUGAAGCGACUCUUUGAAGAACUUAACAUGACCCAAUACACAAGCAGCUACGGUCUUACCGAAGCAUCGCCAACAUGCUUUAACGCAGUCACCACGGACAGCAUCGAAACCCGACUCCGAACCGUUGGCAAGGUCAUGCCCCACGCGCGGGCCAAAAUCAUCGACACACAAGGCCACAUUGUUCCCGUCGGGGAGCGUGGGGAGCUCUGCAUCGCCGGCUACCAAUUGACGAAAGGAUACUGGAACAAUCCAGAAAAGACGGCCGAGACGUUCACCACCGACGAGGCGGGUACCACGUGGCUCAAGACCGGUGACGAGGCCCUAUUCGAUCCACAGGGCCGUUGCAGCAUUACCGGGCGAUUCAAAGACAUAAUCAUACGCGGUGGGGAAAACAUCUACCCGUUAGAGAUUGAAGAGCGGCUGGCCUCGCAUCCAGCCAUCGAAGUGGCCUCCGUGAUCGGCAUUCCUGACCAGAAAUACGGCGAGGUCGUUGGAGCGUUUAUCGCCGUGGCGCCGGGCCACGAGGGCUCGAGGCCGUCUGUCGAUGAAUUGCGGAAUUGGACACGCGAGACGCUGGGCCGCCAUAAGGCGCCGCAGCAUGUGUUUGUCUUCGGUGAGGAAGGCGUGGAUAAGACCGUCCCUGUUACGGGGAGCGGGAAGGUUCGGAAAGUGGAUUUGCGCAAGAUUGCUGCAAAGGUUCUUGAGCGGCGCGUCAACGCAAGUGUCGACGCAAGCUGAAAAGGCUAUAUCCGAUUGCGGCUUUUUUAGGCCCGCGCCUUUGAAUUCCCAUAUAGAAGACCUGUACAUACCUAGAUCAAUACCCUGUGCGACUGUUUAUUUGUUCGUUGGAUUUGAC
Molecule: messenger RNA, 2155 nt
Organism: Aspergillus steynii IBT 23096
Lineage: Eukaryota; Fungi; Ascomycota; Eurotiomycetes; Eurotiales; Aspergillaceae
Gene: sidI
Product: putative long-chain-fatty-acid-CoA ligase
Exons: 6
Coding region: 268-2037 (589 amino acids)
Biological process (GO): fatty acid metabolic process
Molecular function (GO): medium-chain fatty acid-CoA ligase activity
Source: RefSeq, a predicted model, not a curated record